UUUGGCCACAUGUGCAUGCCUCCACUACCUAGCACGUUGGCAACGCGGAACAUUCGACAACACCUUAGACCCGACUUAUUAUAACUGCAUCUCCUACCCGCCCUACCUUACCCGACCUGACCUUAGCUUGUCCGUUGUUACCUUGUCCCAGAGCCAGAGGUAUCCGUACUCAAAAGUCUCGACCCGACAUAUUCGUAUACAAAGAGUCAAGAAGCCAACUCUGGCCCCCAACACACGACACUCUUUCUUGUACUCCCGCUUCCCUAGCCGAACCCUACGCACACGGCCUCAUCGGCGCAUCCUGCAACAUCAAUCCCAUCUUGACACUCUUUACUUGUCGUGGCCGGACCAGGCACACCCCAGAUCAUCCUAACCACGGCCACCCCCGGACGUAGCAGGGAAACAGGCCCAGUGAGACUCGCAACUGCGCCGGUUCUCAAACACCACCCGCGUGGCUUGGAAGUCUUCCAUCCAUGCGCUCGCCUGCUAUUCUUCUACCACGUCGUCUACCGCUCUCACUCCCCUCACAACAACCUGCUUCCACUCACGCCUCGGGCCACGCUUAGAACCGUCUUGCUUGCUCAGCUACCUUACUCGGUGCUCUUCCCGCUCAAUACGAAUACUUCACAACCCAAUUGGCAUCCUUAGAAACGCGAGACCGAUUUGACAUAUUCAACUGUCCGUCUCCCAUCCAUACCUUCGGUUCUCAUUUGGUCCCGCCAUUGGCCUCUCACCGUCUCUUGCCACAUACUACGCCCUUCUAUCAUCUCAACACGAACACGCGCUCCCGGACCCGGCUUGUCCCCGGCACUUGGUUCCAAACGCCCACAUCAAGUCGCCCACCGGCUGAUUAUCCCCUCUAGCUUAGAGAGUCAUCACCCUCCGCCCACCAAAAGACACCGCCUCGCCUGUCUGCGAGUUUCAUGUCGCAGCAAUUUUUGGUCCAGACAUCAACAGUCGAUCUUUCACGCUCACCCUGAUCGCCCGUCAGCGUGAUCAUCAUACGCUGAAUCACCCUUGAAUAAUCCUACGAUUAAAGUAACCGGACGAACGUUGCGGUUAUUGUAACACGAAUCAUCUCCGAGAAGCAGUGUCUUAUAGUCACUGGGUAGUCUUCCUACCUACUCAACGCUGCCACAUAGUUGCAAACACCAACACAACUAUCUCACUACAGUACCUCGGAACAAAACGUCAUCAUGGUCUACUGCGGAAAGCCCUCUAGGGGCUGUCAGAUGUGUCGUACUCGAAGGAUAAAGUGCGACGAGACGAAGCCAACAUGUAACCAAUGCGCCAAGUCCCGCCGUCAGUGUCCCGGCUACAAGGACGAGUUCGAUCUUGUCUUCCGGAAUGAGACCAAAGCAACAGAGAGGAGAGCGCAAAAGGCGAACCGAAAGGCCCUCGCCCAGAAAGAAAAGGAUCUCGACUCGCCGACAUCAGGCUCAGACAAGAGUAUCUCACCAACAUUCAAGAAGGAGAUUGAUUCGCCCGCAGCCGUCAGCCCUGGUCUGAAUGUCCCCGUCGAACAAAUGGCUAGCUGCCACUUCGUCGCCAACUACGUCUUGCUACCGAGGCAGGGUAGCACACGCGGGUUCAUGGAGUACCUUCUGCCGCUGUUGAAGGUCGACCAAGGGAACCACCACCUGCAACAUGCAUUCAACGCGUGUGCGCUGGCAUCACUAGGAAACCGACCGAACGCUGCGGCGACACAACUGAGCGAGAAAGCUCUUGGUCACUACACCAAGGCACUCGCAGAGACACACAUCGCGCUUAAGGAUCCCGACCAGUCGAAAUCAGACGCCACGCUCGCUUCCGUUCUUAUGUUGGGUCUUUUCGAAAACAUGACUGCUCGACAGAUGGGCAUGUUUGCCUGGGGCUCACAUAUUGAAGGUGCCAUUCAAUUAGUCAAGGCUCGUGGUCGCAAGCAACUCAGAACCAAAACGGGCCUCCUUCUCUUCAUCGCCGUCCGGACGCAGAUGAUCAUCCACACGCUCAGCACGGGCACAGCACCAAUCAUGGGCGUGGAAUGGUGGCUUAGCGAUGCCGUCAAGGACGAGUCAGCCGCCCAGUGCCAGAGACUAAACAUCAAGACGGCUGAGCUGCGUGCCGAGGUCACAAGAUUGAUGUCAACGGUGGCUCGAAGCCCAGAGAACAUCGACAUUAUGCUCGACAUGAUACGCCGGGCUCAGACUGUCGACCAAGAACUCAUGAGCUGGAUGAGAAACACGCCGGAUUACUUCCAGUACACGACGGUAGCGUGGGAGGACAACGUCCCCAACGGAGACUAUGCAAAGGCGGAAGUGUUCCCUGGUCGUGUGGAUGUCUAUCAAGACUUCUGGAUCGCGAGUGUAUGGAACAUGGCAAGAGUCUCUCGCCUCAUUCUCGCGUCCGUCAUUGUACGCUGUGCGGCUUGGGUCUGCUCACCAGUGGACUACCGCACAACACCCGAAUACGCCACGGCGGCACGCACGUGUGUAGACACCAUCAGCGAUAUCAUCGCCUCAGUACCGUACCAUCUCGGAUGGCAUCUCAAGAGGCCCGAAUUGCUCGAACGGGCAAACAUCUCAGGCUUUGCCUGUGGUUUGGAGGAAUCACAAAAGGGUCUUCCCGGAUACUUCCUCACCUGGCCUCUGGCGUGCUUGCAUGGGCAGGACUACACGACAGACGCCCAACGAGCCUGGGUGGUUGGACGGUUGAAGUUUAUUGGUGAUGAGCUCGGUGUCAAGUACGCCCAUAUUCUGUCACAGAUGCAAGUUCGCAUUCCCUCCAUGCUCAUCAGGAGAGAUGGCCUCAUGGCCCAGCCGUACCCGCAGGCUCACAACUUUGAGAAGCUGCUCUCGGCGCGCUUUGCGCCGCCGUCCGCGGGCUAUUCCAUGAACCCUCUGCAGCAGCGCGAGGCUAUGCAAAAGGAGUUUGUCGAAAAGCACAAGGCCGAGCUGCUCGCGAAAGCCACAGGCACCGCAGGCCAGGCCGGCCAGUGGGUAGCGCAAAAUUGGUUGACGGUGCGUCCAGGCGCUCAGUGAGUUCUUUGUUGAAGUCCUGGGUCGCGAAUGAGGUUAGAAACGAGUUUACGCUUUUAUCUAUAACCAUCAUCUUCCUGGCAUCUCCUACCUGAGGAUACAAACACGCACAAACUUGUGUAUUCUUUGUCUAUGAGGUACCAGGAGAGAUUCGUUUGGGAUAUGCGGAGCGGAAAAAAUGCGGAUUUGAUGUUGCGCAUCACUUGGUAGUGACGAUGGAGAAGCACAAAAAUAGGGUCGCAGGUCGCUCAGCUUCGUAACCGUGUAAAAGGCAGCAGAGCAUGGGUCUCGGCCUGGAGAAAGGGAUUUUGAUACCACGGCGUUUUCCCGGAAGGAAGACAUUUGUUGUUGUUUUCAGUUGGCUUUGGCUUCAAAGUUGAUAUCUCAUGCAUCAUGCAGUACUACGUAUACACGCAC
Molecule: messenger RNA, 3434 nt
Organism: Colletotrichum scovillei
Lineage: Eukaryota; Fungi; Ascomycota; Sordariomycetes; Glomerellales; Glomerellaceae
Exons: 3
Coding region: 1197-3020 (607 amino acids)
Biological process (GO): regulation of DNA-templated transcription
Molecular function (GO): DNA-binding transcription factor activity, RNA polymerase II-specific; zinc ion binding
Source: RefSeq, a predicted model, not a curated record